Messenger RNA from Toxorhynchites rutilus septentrionalis, 723 nucleotides. RefSeq lists its product as uncharacterized. The transcript has a single exon. NCBI's taxonomy places the organism in Eukaryota, Metazoa, Arthropoda, Insecta, Diptera, Culicidae. Bases 1 to 723 code for a protein of 240 amino acids. The record is from RefSeq and is a predicted model, not a curated record.
AUGUAUCGGCAGAUCCGCCUCCACCCUGACGAUUUUCCACUGCAUCGAAUUCGCUGGCGGUCCUCUUCCUCGGAACCGCUGAAAACAUUCGAACUAACCACCGUCACCUACGGUACUGCCUCGGCGUCAUACUUGGCUACAAGAUGUCUCCUGGAGUUGUCGAAACAGGGAGCUAAUGAAUUUCCUCUAGCCGCGAAAAUCCUGUCGAAGGAUUUUUACAUGGAUGACAUGCUUACCGGUGUCGACGUUGAAGAAGGAAAAGACUUGUGCAGGCAGCUGCGAAGAUUGUUACAGUCUGCAGGUUUCAAUCUACGCAAAUGGGCGUCAAACUCGCCAGCUAUAUUAUCAACCAUACCUCCCGACCAACGCGAUCAUCGAGCAGUAAUAGCACUGGACUCACCAGCAACCAUAAAAACCCAUGGACCAAUAUGGGAGCCAUCGACCGAUUUACUCCAUUACUCUGUACUCAAUUGGUCCCAAACAACCAACAUCACAAGACGAACCGUAUUGUCGGAUACAGCGAAGCUUUUCGACCCUCUCGGCCUGAUUGGACCGGUAAUAGUUCUUGCCAAAAUAUUUGUUCAAUCUCUCUGGCGAACGUCUACAUCCUGGGACAAUCCACUAGACGAGUAUCAUCAGCAGCAUUGGUUGGAGUUCCGCAGCAGUUUGCAAGGAUUAGUAUCUAUUACCAUCCCAAGGUGGGCAACCCCUCCAAUCGCGUAG